AUGUCGUGGCUAAAACUGAACGACAGCCUGAACAAGGUGAAAGGAUCCAUCACAUCCUUUACGCAGGAAGUGUUUGCGGAAGGAAUCAUCACCGAAGAUGAAAUUAAUCAAAAUCCAGCCCGAGAACUGAGCAUCACUCGAGAAAAAAUUCACGAACUGACGGAACUUUGUGCGACGCAGGAUCAAGAGAUUGCGACACUACGCAAGCAAGUUGCCGAAUAUCAACAACAGUUGCAGCAGCCUUCCUCGUCGUCGUCGACGCCCCAACCCGGACCGUCGUCCUCUUCGAAGCCACCCCCGGGGGCUUCCGGUUCGGAGCAUCAUGCUGGGACAACCACCGUCACCAGCACGCUCGAGGACAGCUGGUUCUGGGACCCGGACAACAACAUCUCUUCGACGUCGUCCUCCUCGAAGAAGGACGACAACGAUUCACCCUCGUCCGGUCCAACCGAGCUAACCACGAUUCCGCUCGAGGCGCCAGCCAGCGAGAGCGAAAUCAUCGAACGAUUGCACCGUCAGUUGAACGAGAAGUUGCAGCAGCUCAAGAAGCAGCAGCUCGAAAAUGCGCUGCUGAACGAAAAGCUCGGUCAGGUGAGCCGCGAGAAUCGCGAGCUGAACGAAAACAUCGAGGAGCUUGAUCGUCAGCAUGAGGUGGUUCUGGAGAACCUGCUCACUAGCAAGCGCGAUCUGCAGGCUCAGUGUGGUCGGCUUGAGGCGGAAAUGAAGCGUCAGGCGACUGAGGCUGAGGCGAGUCUGCAGGACCUUCGAACGCGGUUCGAGCGGCUUGAGCAUUCGUACGCCGACAGCUGCCAGGAGAACGCUAAACUGCAAAGUGACGCCGAUAGGCUGAGGGCUGAGCUGGAGCAGAUCGUGUGUGAGAACGUGGAAGCUGUGGCGGCUCUUGAGCAUCAGCUGGAGGAGAUGCGGCUUGGGCGUGAUUCAUCGCAAAAGGAGUCCCAAACGCUAAGGCAAGAGCUUGAAGAACUGCGUCAACGGAGCAACGAGGAAGCCGAGGUUAUGGUGGCUAUGCCAUCCAACCAAGCUGCUGCUGAUCUACCGGAUGCUUCCUCGAACGUGGCCCAACUGCAGGUGGAGCUGGAUGACCUGAAGCAAACGCUGGAAGACGUGCGUACGGAGCGUGACAACCUGCAGAAGCUAACGGCCGAGCUGGACCGGUCGGAACACAUCGGUCAGCUCGAGCGCGAGAUCGGAGAAUUACAGAACGAGCUGAGGAGUGUCAUCAUCGAUAACUCUGUGCAGUUGGAGGCGCUUGAGAAGGAGUCCGACGAUAAGCUAGCGGCGCUGCGACAAGAAAACCAAGCACUCCGGGAGGCAACAACCGUCAAACCGGAACCGAAUGCUCGCGUGGCCGAACUCAUCCGUGGGUUCUUUGAGCUGGAGCUUUCGCAAGCUGACGAGCUGGCCGAGCGGUUCCGGCAGUCACGUGAUGCCACCGAGAAGCUGUCCGCCCUUGAGCGGAAGCUAAUGGACGCGGGCAAAGAGUUUGACUUCCUGAAGUCGGAGAACUCGCGCAUCCAGCACGAUAAGGACACGCUGACGGCGGACCUGAUGCAGUACGAGAAGGAGUGCGCUAGCUUGAUGAAGAACAACGACCGGUUGCUGGAGGAGUUGGAAAACGUGAAGUGCAACAAGCUGGAGACGAUCAACGAGAACGCGGAAGAUAGCAUCGUGGUGUUGGAGAAGCAGCUCGAGGAUACGCACCGAUUGAACCGUACGCUUGAGGACGAGUACCGUGAGUCACAUCGGAAGCUCGAGGAGGUGCUGGAGGAGAAAGAGGAGUUGCUAAUGCAGGUGGCGACACUUGAGGGCACGGUUGCCGAUGGGAAGACGCGAGUACGUCAGCUCGAACAAACGUUGGUCGAGCACAGUACCGAGCGGGAUAAGCUCGCUGGACAGCUGGAGGAGUUACGGUUGGCUGGUGGGCAGGAAACGGAACAACUGCGAGCGGAACUUCACAGUGUGCAAGGACAGCUGACGACGAUCAACGAGGAUCACGCUGGGCUGGUGCGGAAGUUGCAACAACUGCAGCAAAGCUCGUCCGACAACAUCCGCACGUGGGAGUCGAAGAUCGAACAGAUGCGCUUGCUGCUGGAGGAGAAGGAAUCGGAUCUGCAGCAGGCCCGUGAAGCCGGUACGGUCUCCACGGAGCAGAGUACUGAAAUCGAGCAGUAUCGGACCGAAAUCGAGCAGCACCGGGCCAAGAUCGAGCAGCAGCAAGAAGCACUGGAACGGCUUACCAAGCAAAAGGACGAUCUCGUGCAGCUGGUGACGACGAAGCACAACGAAAGCGUACAGUACCAUGCGGAAAUCCAGCGACUCAACCAACUGCUGCAAGCGGAAACCGACCGAGAAGUGCCACCCUGCACGGUGUGCCCAUCGUUGCGCGAAAAACUGCAAGACUACGAGCGCCUCACGGAUCAGAUUCAGUUCCUGCGCGAAAAGUCCGACAUACUGACGGCGAACCUGAUGACGGAGCAGAACAACCAGCGGAUGGCGCUGCAGCAGAAGCAGGAGCUGCUCGAACAGCGCGACGCGUUACAGCGUGAUCUCGAGCGGUUGCGCCAGCAUCUGCUCGAAACGGAGGAAACGCACACGCAGGAAACGGUUGAGCUGCAGCGGCGCUACGACGACACGCGCCAACAGUUGACGACACUCGAGCGUGAGGUGAAGCAGUCCACGAACGCGCUCACGUCGGCCAGCAUCCGGGCGAACCAGCAGGCGGAAACACUCCAAGCCCAGUACCAGCUGUUGCUGCAGCAGCGUGACGAGCUGAACGUGCGCCUGAGUGUAGCAGAUGAUCGCGAUCAGCGAAAUCAGGCGGCACUCACCAACCUGCAGUGUGCGCUGGAGCAGUUCCAGAUGAAUCGCGAGCGUGACAUCGAGGUGGCCACCGGUGGCAUUCGCGGUGAACUUGAGGCCGCUCGAGCCCGCGAGGAUGCGCACAAGGAGAACCUGAAGCAAAUCCAGCAACAGCUAGCCGAUGCCAAAACGGGUCUGCUGGCGGCGGCCCGCAUUUCCGACCAGCUCGAGAUCUCGCAGGUGACGGUGGCGUCCCUAAAAGCCGAACUGGUCAAACGGGACGAGCGAUAUGAGGCCCUUGAGCGACGUCUUCAGGACACAGAAGCGAGCCAAGCUGAUAAGGUGGAAAAGACGCUUGUGAAGAACCUAAUCAUCGGUUACGCCGUGGCACCGAACGCAUCGGAUAAGCAGCAGAUCAUGAAGCUGAUUUCGUCCGUACUGACGAUGGAUCAGACCGAGUGCACCAAAGUCGGGCUUCACCAUCACCGUGCAGGUCCUGGAGGUGCGGGUGGAUGGUUCAACAGCAUCCUGGGAGGAGCACCGGGCGCCGAAUCCGUCGGAGCCAACUACAACAAGGAGUCCCUCACGGAGGCGUUCGUGAAGUUCCUCGAGAAGGAAUCGGCCCCGCGAGCCACCGCAAGCUCUAGUCUACUGAACAUAGUCACGGCCCCACAGGUGGCCGGUGCCAGCGAGGACCUUCAGCCACAGCAACCGGGAACGGCGGGAACAGGCACCGGAACUACUACAACCGGUUCUGGUGGUAAUCUUCUGGUCACCGUUCCACCGGCUCUGGUGCCACAACCGAUUCUGGUACCAGAAGCGAUGAUGCUGCAGCAGCAACCUGGUUUUGCGCCGCCACGAAGUUCGAGCUCCAUCCUGAAGGACAUCCUGAGUGACUCCUGAUACUCGCACGGUGAUCCGCUGCUCUUCUAAAGCUGCACUUCUAAGUGCGAUGAUGUAAAUAUUCUAUUACGCUGCGACGAGCGAGUGCGUGGAGGCAACCGUACGCCGGCAUUCGAGAGUUUUGUUCUGUUGCGGACAUCUAGGAGAGUGCGCAAAUAUGGAGGAAAUAUAUUAUACUACCCAACAUCGAA
Messenger RNA from Anopheles nili, 3914 nucleotides. It is a transcript of the gene Gmap, whose product is annotated as thyroid receptor-interacting protein 11. The record is from RefSeq and is a predicted model, not a curated record. The coding region runs from base 1 to 3723 and encodes 1240 amino acids. Gene Ontology annotation, cellular component: Golgi apparatus. Gene Ontology annotation, biological process: Golgi organization; endoplasmic reticulum to Golgi vesicle-mediated transport. Lineage: Eukaryota; Metazoa; Arthropoda; Insecta; Diptera; Culicidae. Gene Ontology annotation, molecular function: small GTPase binding. The transcript has 7 exons.